Messenger RNA from Nothobranchius furzeri (turquoise killifish), 2654 nucleotides. RefSeq names its product solute carrier family 19 member 3b (gene slc19a3b). NCBI's taxonomy places the organism in Eukaryota, Metazoa, Chordata, Actinopteri, Cyprinodontiformes, Nothobranchiidae. Gene Ontology annotation, cellular component: plasma membrane. Gene Ontology annotation, biological process: vitamin transport; transmembrane transport. The record is from RefSeq and is a predicted model, not a curated record. Gene Ontology annotation, molecular function: vitamin transmembrane transporter activity.
UCAGUAUUGAUUUUUAGGUCUAACAUCUAGUAGGUACUUUACUGAUAAUGUGAACACAAGCUGCUGAGAUGAAGACUCGUUUUCAAUUCUUUUCUCCCCAAUUUUCCCCUGUUUAUUUACUUUAUUUUAUUUUUAUAUAGAGGUGAUUAUGCUUUCCUUAGUUUUUUGUGAUUUUAGUUUCUUUUUAUUAGAUUGUUUUAAGUUUUCUCAAUGAUUCGUUUUUCAUGACUUUAUAUGAUUAUCAAAAAUCUUUGUUACAGAUAUCACACCAGAAAAACAUAUGUCACAUGAUUGCACGUCUCCCUAUUUAGGGACAUCUGUGUUAAAGUUUCUGAUUAUGCCCUGUGUCGGCUUAUAUUACAAUAGAUAAUUUUUCGGAGUGCCUCAGAUCAUGACUUUUUUUCUUCCAUAUCUACUUAUGUAGUUAUUUACCUUGAAUUCAGUGUUUCUCCCCCCGUUGAAAUUAGCUGUAGGUCUCACCACUGUUGCACAACUGAGCCUGAAAUAUUUCAGCUCUGCUAGAAAACCCAUAGAAUGUGAAAAUUGUCAAUGUAAAGCUUAUCAAAUAGCCACUGUAUUAACUACCAUGCACAUUUUUAGACUGGAAUGUUUUCAAUACACAUUUUAAAAGCUCUAUAAAUCUUAGUUUGUCUGUAAAUGUCUGUUUCUCCUAAAUACCAAUGUACUACAUAUAAGAUAUUCACCACUUAAAUAGUCUGAGCUGUUGUUUGAAUUCAGUACUUUCUCACCUAAACUGGCCAUGUUCAGAACUUUUAUUUAGAAGGACAAACCAAGUGAAAACUGUAGUGCCACAACAAACAUUUGAAUUUAUUCAUGUUUUAGAGCAAAAUAUCACAUUUUAAAUCUACUUGUAUCAGUCCGAUGAAAGCAUUUGUUUAAUUCUGUCCUAUCAAACAUAACUAUUGCAUUUUGGGUAAUUUAGUGUAAAACACAUUGGAGGUUUACCUCUGUACAAUAUUUCUGUUUCCUGGUCAAAGUCUACAUUCACUCUAAUCUAAAAUCAGGGCAUGUGCAGCUCAUAAAGGGUAUGUGUAGCUACUGAUAGCUUCAGCACACCUCAAAGUGCUUGAGAGAUAGCCCAUGUGCACUGAUUUUGUAGCUCCCCUGGAAGCACAAAUCAAAGACAACUCGUGUGAAAUUUUGCCGGGUCAAAACAUGGGCUGCUGGGCCAAGCAAAGGUCCGCUGGGUGGGUUUAUCCCACCACAAUCCUUUCACUCUAUGGAUUUUUUGCUAACUGCCGAGUAGCAGAGCCCUUCCUAACACCAUAUCUAAUUGGACCACAUAAGAACAUCUCUGAAGAAGUGGUGACCAACUAUCUGUUUCCUAUCUGGACCUACUCCUACCUGGCCUUCCUCUUCCCCGUUUUCCUCUUGACUGACUUCCUAAGAUACAAGCCGCUCAUUAUAGUGCAGGGACUUUUUCUCAUCAGCAACUAUGUUCUGCUCUGCUUCGCACCAGGUCUCCCUGCAAUGACCUUCCUUCAGGUCAACUACGCUGUAGCAACUUCCACAGAAGUGGCUUAUUUCUCCUACAUUUACAGCGUGAUCCCACUUGAGAAUUACCAAAAAGCGACAGGUUACAUACGCAGUGCCACGCUGGCCGGAUAUACAUUUGGUGCCAGCUUGGGCCAAAUGCUCAUCUCCCUUGCAGGAAUGGACUAUUUCUUUAUUAACGCUGUAACUCUGGGAUUUAUGAGCGUGGCAUUUCUCAUCUCGCUCUGGUUGCCCAUGCCCACGAGAAGCAUGUUCUUCAAGGGGAAAGAUGCUGCGAAAGAGCUCCAGGAGCAGGGAUCAAUCCAAAACAAUGGCCACAAGGGUACAGUGAUGAAUACGAGUUCAGGUGGCUACGAGGAAGAGAAGAUGGAGCAUGGUGGCUGGUGCAGCAGAGGAAAUCUGAGCGCUGCAGGACAUUUACUUUGGGGGAGCUUUAGGGAAUCCUACUCUUCAAAGCAUUUAGUCUACUGGUCCCUGUGGUGGGCUUUAGCCACAGCUGGCUACAUGCAAAUCUUCAACUACAUCCAGCUCCUGUGGGACCGUAUAGAACCAUCGGCCACGUCGUCCAUCUACAACGGAGGAGUGGAAGCCGUAAGCUGUGUUGUUGGUGCUGCAGCAGCGUUCUCUGUGGGCUUCAUCAAGGUUAGCUGGGUCGUGUGGGGAGAGCUGGCACUGGGGCUGUUCUCGGCAGUGGCGGCGGGGGCUGUGUUUCUGAUGGCAUUCACAAGCAGCAUCUGGGCGUGCUACGCUGCUUACGUGAUGUUCAAAUCCUGCUACAUGUUUCUCAUCACCAUCACAAUAUUUCAGAUUGCAUCAAACCUCUCCACGGAGUGUUACGCUUUAACGUUUGGGAUCAACACCUUCAUCGUCCUCUGCCUUCAGACCAUAUUCACAGUCACAGUUGUUGAUGAAGCUGUUCUGGGACUGGACAUUGUAACACUGUUCAUCAUAUAUGGAAGCUACUAUGCUGCUAUCUCUCUUCUUUUUCUGAUCCGAGGGAUCUACAGCGUCUGUUUGCAUCAUCAGCUCAGUUCUGAUCACGAAUCCAAUGGACCAGAGAACAGAAUGGAAGUGGUCUCUGCAGAACAUUUCUGACCUGUGUCAAUAAAAAUCUUCAUCUACAGUGGUGUGAAGAACUA